Molecule: messenger RNA, 1503 nt
Organism: Lycium barbarum (goji berry)
Lineage: Eukaryota; Viridiplantae; Streptophyta; Magnoliopsida; Solanales; Solanaceae
Exons: 9
Coding region: 1-1503 (500 amino acids)
Source: RefSeq, a predicted model, not a curated record
AUGGAAACAGAUUCCCUUACAAUGCAAAAGGUAUUGGAUGGUAUUUGGGAGGUGCCAUGGAACAUUGCUCUGCCAGUGAUGAGUAUACAAAGAUGGAGGAAGGACAAAGAUAUUUCAGUGGUGCAUGUGUUCAGAGAAGGAAACAGUGUGGCAGAUUAUUUUACUAACCUGGUUUUUGAUUUUGCAAAGUUAGAUCAACAACAAAACAGGCUUCCUACAGCAAUCAGGACAACAGCAUCUCAGAACAUCAAUGAAGGCAGGGAAGGAGAUGUAACCAGAAAUAACUUUGUUUUGUGUUGGGAAUUCAUCAAUGUGGAAUCAGAUGCAGCAAGUAAUAAGCAGGAGGAUCAUCAACAGCUUCUGCGGAUCAAGGUUGAAAAGGUCGAGGGGGUUAUACGUAAGAUGAGUAGGGGAAGAGCGACCGGGCCAGAUGAAAUCCCGAUAGAAUUUUGGAAGAAUGUGGGCAGGGGAGGCUUGGAGUGGCUUACGCGGUUGUUGAAUGUUAUUGUUAGGACGUUGAAGAUGCCUGAAGAGUGGAGAUGGAGCACCAUGGUUCCGUUGUACAAGAACAAGGGGGAUAUCCAAAACUGCAACAACUAUAAGGGUAUCAAGCUGUUGAGUCACACGAUGAAAGUUUGGGAGAGAAACCAGUUCGGAUUCAUGCCGGGGCGUUCGACUACAGAAUCCAUUCACCUUAUGAGAAGGUUGGUGGAGAAGUAUAGGGAUAAGAAGAAAGACUUGCACAUGGUGUUUGUUGACCUGGAAAAGGGUUACGACAAAGUUCCAAGGGAGGUGCUGUGGAGAUGUCUGGAAGCUAGAGGUGUUCCUGUAGCUUACAUUCGAGCGAUUAAGGACAUGUAUGAUGGAGCCAAGACCCGGGUGACGACGGUUGGAGGUGACUCAGAACACUUUCCAGUCACGAUGGGUCUGCAUCAGGGAUCGGCUCUUAGCCCGUUUUUGUUUACUUUGGCGAUAGACGCACUGACGCGCCACAUCCAAGGGGAGGUGUCGUGGUGCAUGUUGUUUGCAGAUGACAUUGUCCUUAUUGACGAGUCGCUGAGCGGGGUUAAUGCGAGACUGGAGGUAGAGGACGAGGACGAGGAAGUGCAGCUGGAGUCUCAGGUCAUCCCGAAGAAAGAAAGUUUCAAGUACCUGGGAUCGAUCAUCCAAGGGAAUGGUGAGAUUGAUGACGAUGUCAGACAUUAUGCUGCUACUACUCCUGUCAAUCAACAAUUGACAGACACUCCAGUUAUUGCAAGGAAAGUCACAGGCACAGAGGCACUUUUAAGCCUAAAAUACUUUAGGGGCAAAUUCGAUCCAACAUGUGAAAGGAAGGGAUCAGGAGUACCGGAUGUAACCCUAAAAUCAAAAGAUGGGGCAUUUAACCACAAGGGCGAACUCGCAAGCAACAUCUUCCCACAUUUACGCUGGAUCCCAAGAUUGAGUGAAGUCCCAAGUUGUUAUAAUGAAGCUGUACGUCCUUUUUCACCUACAGCUGCUUAA